Ochotona curzoniae (black-lipped pika) is the source of this 939-nucleotide messenger RNA. RefSeq names its product olfactory receptor 147-like. Gene Ontology annotation, molecular function: odorant binding; olfactory receptor activity; G protein-coupled receptor activity. Gene Ontology annotation, biological process: G protein-coupled receptor signaling pathway; sensory perception of smell. The record is from RefSeq and is a predicted model, not a curated record. Lineage: Eukaryota; Metazoa; Chordata; Mammalia; Lagomorpha; Ochotonidae. The transcript has a single exon. Gene Ontology annotation, cellular component: membrane. Bases 7 to 939 code for a protein of 310 amino acids.
GGAAGAAUGGUCUCAGGAAAUGAUUCUUCAGUUACUGAAUUUAUGCUGCUUGGAUUAACACAACAGCCAGAUCUGCAGCUGCCCCUCUUCUUCCUGUUCUUUGGCAUCUAUGUCAUGGCUGUGGUGGGGAACCUGGGCUUGAUUGUUCUCAUUAUUCUGAACCCUCACCUGCACACUCCCAUGUACUACUUUCUCUUCAACCUUUCCUUUGUGGACCUCUGCUACUCCUGUGUCAUCAUACCCAGAUUGCUGAUAAGUUUCAUGAAACAGAACAUCAUCUCCUAUGCUGAGUGCAUGACUCAACUCUUUUUCUUCUCCUUCUUUGUAAUUGAUGAGUGUUAUAUCUUGACAUGUAUGGCCUAUGACCGUUAUGUGGCCAUCUGCAAGCCCCUGCUGUACAAGGUCAUCAUGUCUCCUCAGAUCUGCCUUGUGUUGACAGCAUGUGCAUAUGUGAUGGGGUUUGUAGGUGCUACAGCUCAUGUUGUAUGCAUGAUGCGUCUUAUCUUUUGUGAUAAUAAUAUCAUCAAUCAUUACAUGUGUGACAUCCCUCCUCUUCUCCAACUCUCCUGUACAAGCACCUACAUCAAUGAGCUGGUGGCUUUCAUUGUGGUGGGCAUCAGCAUAGCAGUACCUAGUCUCACUCUCUUUGUUUCCUAUAGCCAGAUUCUCUGCAGCAUCCUGCACAUCCGUUCUUCCCGUGCAAGGUCCAAAGCCUUCAGUACCUGUAGCUCCCACAUAAUAACUGUGUGUCUUUUCUUUGGUUCUGCAGCAUUUACUUACUUCAAGCCUUUUCCUGGUGAGUCUCUAGCUCAGAAUAAAGUAUCUACUGUUUUUUAUACCAUUGUGGGUCCAAUGAUGAAUCCUUUCAUCUAUAGCUUGAGGAACAAAGAUGUACAUGUUGCAUUGAGUAAAACAUUGAAGAGAAACAUCCUUUACUAA